AUGGUCACGUUAGCCACUGUAAUUCCAGCACUAGGACAGGAUCAUUUCCAAUACAAGAUCCUACCCUUUGGCCUAUCCAGUACUUCUUUUUCAGAGGUCCUUGCCAUCGUGGUGGCCUACCUCCACAGGAAAGGAACUUUAAUAUUCCCAAACUUGGAUGACUUCCUGCUGAAAGCACCUACAAUAGGCAGCAUCAGAGUGCACCAAACAGACAAUAGCUCUCUGCACAAGGUUAGGCCUCCAGAUAAAUGCACAAAAAUCAACACUAACACCCGUUCAAAAACUAGAGUUGUUGGGAGCCUACCUCAGUUCUCCCGAGGUGUCAGCCUCUCUACCACAACAAUUUCUCACCUUAACCAACCUGAUCUCCACAGCAUGAAGCAGCCUGCAAGUCAUUGCCAGGACUUGUUUGCAACUACUAGACAACGAUAUCUGAAUUUGGACGUUGGAUCUGGACAUGACACAUGUGGAGAAACGUCUUCAGAGAGUUACAGUUCUCCUUCUAGCCCACGACAUGGGAGGGAAAGCUUUGAAAGUGAAGAAGAGAAAGACAGAGAUACAGACAGCAAUUCAGAGGACUCUGGGAAUCAAGAUGCAGCCAGGUUUACUGUUUAUGGUGCCGUUAGUCCAUCAAACAUCAAAGCAGCAGCUCAGAUUCCUUCAGUGAGUAAUGAGAAUGGAAGUAUUUCAGAGGAUCCUUUAAAUUCAAAGUUUCAACAUAUUUCAUUUAUGCCUGCCUUACACUGUGUGAUGCACAAUGGUGCACAGAAACCUGAAGUUGUAGUUCCACCACCCAUAUCUGCUGAUGGUAAAACAAUGGGAAUGCUUGUUACCACUCCUGUUGCUAUAUCGCCAAUGAGAGAAUCUGCAAAUUCAACUCCAGUUGGAAUAGGGCCAGUGACUUCUGGUGAAUCUGAAAAACGCCUUGAGCUGUUGACUUCCCCUCUACCGGUACCAUCCACUUUUCUUCCACAUUCUGUCCAGCCUGGCAGCCCAGCUUUGCACUUGGCAAUACACAGAUUGAAAAUACCCUCUCCGCAGGGAUCAUCUGAAAAUUGCACAGUUAAUGGACCGCAGCAACCAACAGGAAACUUAAGCAUUGGCUCACCAAAUACUGCCUUUAUCCCAGUCCACAGCCCAGGUAGUUUUCCAGGAUCCCCAGUUCCUAAUACAGAUCCCAUCACAAAACCUGCAUCCCAAGUGGUAGGACUGAAUCAAAUGGUGCCUCAUAUUGAGGGGAACACCGGAGCAAUCCCUCAGCCUACCAGUCUAAAGGUAGUUCUUCCCGCAGCUGGUCUUUCAACAGCACCUCCACCGACUUCCUAUACUUUGCCAGGCACUCCUCAUGCUACCAGUGUGUUGCCCAACCAGAAUACAAACGUGCUGAACGCUGUAGCAACUUCCACACCUCAGUCAGCUGGUUUAGGUGUUGGUCAGAUCCAGUCAACUAUUCCCCCUGCAAUACCUACCCAUACACCAGGCCCUGCCCCUAGCCCAAGCCCUGCUUUAACACACAGCACUGCUCAGAGUGACAGCACAUCCUAUAUAAAUGCUGUUGGAAAUACUAACACUAAUGGGACUUUAAUGCCUCCACAGCAGUUGGGGUCUGGGGCUUGUGGUUCUUGUGGACGUAGAUGCAGCUGUGGGUCCAAUGGAAGCCUUCAGAUCAAUAGCUAUUUUUAUCAUAAUCCUAUUCAUGGACAAGUCUACAGAGUUCCACCAUUCUUCACUCUGCCAUCUCUUUGCAAUGGCAGCUACCUCAACCAGGCACAUCAAAGCAAUGGAACACAACUUCCUUUUUUUCUGCCUCAGACUCCAUAUGCAAAUGGAUUGAUGCAUGACCCAGUAAUGGGGAGCCAAGCCAACUAUGGUAUGCAGCAAAUGGCAGGAUUUGGGAGGUACUAUCCUGUAUAUCCAGCACCUAAUGUAGUUGCCAACACAAAUGGAUCGGGGCCCAAGAAGAAUGGGAAUGUUUCAUGUUACAAUUGUGGUAUAAGUGGACACUAUGCGCAGGACUGUAAGCAGUCAUCCAUGGAGGCCAGUCAGCAAGGCACUUACAGACUGAGAUACGCACCUCCCCCUCCCCCUUCCAAUGAUACGUUGGAUUCUGCAGACUGAAACAAGUAAACAUUGCCUACAUAACAAACUGAAGUUUCGGGAAUUGGGGGGGGAGAGAGGGAAUGUUUCCUGUGGUCUUGCAUUUAGGAUAUCCUGGUUUUAUAUUCCUUUGGAAUUUUUCAUUGCUCUUGCACCUCUGUUCAAUACAAAAGAAGAAAAUUGAGUCCCUGAUCUCCUGAGUCUGCAAAAAGCUUUCAUAAUGCAUGCAACUCAAACACACAGCCAAACAAUCAAAAGAGCAUUUCAACCAUACUUUUGCACUGAAGACUUAGGACGUGCAAUGUUUACUGCAUUUUUUAAAAUGUCCUUUGACCUCUGACAUCACUGGUGAAGCAGCCAUAUGGUUGAAAGAAGAAACUUGUCAUGUUCCCUCACAAUCUUCUCCCUUCUGUCCCACCCCACUCCACCUCCAGCCUGUUCUCCUUAUGCUGCUGUUUUUGUUUUUCUCCCAUCUUCACUGUGUGUCCACAUGGUUUCAUUGGCCUACAUGAGUAUUUGGCAGUUUAUACAGACUUUGUCCAUACUAUAGCAAAUUGUUAUGCUCAUGAAUUAUAUGGGAAAAUUGUUUAGUCUUCUGUGAGGAGCACAACUAAAGACUCACAGAAUUGUGUAUAUAUGUAAUAUCUUGUAUUAUACAUACACACAAUUCUGAGUCCAGAGUAAAUGAAAAUACUUCAAGUGGGAAGGGAAUGAAACUGUGUGGACUUGAACAGAUUUAUGAACAUGAACAAGCUUAAACCGAAAGAUCUUAUUUCCAUUGUGAUGUUUUAGCCUGAUUGAUGCAAGAGAAAAAGGGUGGGGUUGGGUGGUAUGAAUGUUGUAUUCCAUGUGUUUGCAUUUCUAAUGAAAGCUGACAGUGAGUCCUUUUUUAAGCUAUUCUACUUCUGUGUCAACACAGAAUGAACAUUACUUGAUUUUGAUUUCCCCCUAAACUAUUAGUGUUGCAUUGUAUUUAGAAUGUAACUUUUGUUCAGAAUGAAAUAAACCAUUUAUGGUUUUCUGCAAAAUAAGUAUUCGUAUUAGGACCAGUCUACCAAAUAGCAAAGUCACUAUUUUAUAAUAAUUUACCACUAUGCGUGAUUAUGGUAUAAUGUGAAAGACUGAAAUGUGUGUGCUAAGAUGGUAUUAAUCAUGUUGGUGUCAUAUCAAUAAGUUUUAAUGCUGCUGUAUUUUUAUUUUUAAAAGCCAAUAUGUACUAAAUUGCUUCCAGGUAAUAUUUGAUUUCCUAAAGUGCACUGAGGUUAUCUGGAAGAUUGAGUGUAUUUUUCAUGACUGCUACAUUCAACACCAAUGAAUAAUUACCACUGUAUAUCCAUAGGUUUUUAGCAUUCCUCACAGUUCAUAGCAGAAAUGAAAGCAAGAUGCUGGUAUGCAGUAGGGUGACAAAAGUAAAACUGUCUGGGGGUUCAGCUGCCUAAUUGCUAAACAAAAACUUGAAGAAAAAAAGCUUAAUUUACUAAAUGUCUUCAUAGGUAGCAUUUAUAUUUAUAGCACCAGUAUACAUUUCUCCGCCUUGGGGUGGGGUGGGGUAGAUGAAAGCUUUACUUUUAAAAAGAAAAGAAAAAGUAAGUAGUAAAUGGAAAUUAUUUUGAUUAAAAAUAUUUUAUUUGAUCUGGGUAUUUUUGGACCGCAUUAUUAAAUGAGUUAACUACAUUUGAGUUUAAGUGAGGGUGUUAAAGCACCAAUGGACUCAGAUUGUGAAUUACCUGCCAGUUGUACUUUAUGGAACUUAUUUUAUGAUUUAAAAUACUGUACUGUAAAUAGGAGGUAUGUUACCUUCUCUUUAUUUGUAUGUUUACCAUAUACUUUGAUAUUUGAAAUGUUAUGUACUGGAAAGGUCACUUAUAUUUCUAGAACAGAUUGGAUUUUAUGCAACCUUUCUUCCUUGAAUUAACAGCAAUAAAAAAGAAAAAAAGCAUC
This is a messenger RNA of Chelonoidis abingdonii (Abingdon island giant tortoise), 4038 nucleotides long. NCBI's taxonomy places the organism in Eukaryota, Metazoa, Chordata, Testudines, Testudinidae. The record is from RefSeq and is a predicted model, not a curated record.